UCAUCAGCAGCGGCAGCUCUUCAUCAGUGAGCGACGUUGUCUUAUUAAUCAGGGGGCUCUGAAUGGAAACCAAUCAGAUAGAAGGUACCUUUGGCUUCAGUUUCCUAGUUGCCUAAGUUAAAAGUGAUGCAGAGAGAGAGAGAGAGAGAGAGAGAGGAAUCUCUUCUGAGUACAGAGAAGAGACAGCACUGGAGCUAACUGUUCACAGGCAGAAGGGAGAACAGGAAAGCACUGGAUCAGCUGCGGACAGCCCAGCAUCAAGGAAAACAGCUGCCACUUUCUCCAGGGAAGAGGAAGAUCAACUGCAAGAGGAAUACAUAAUUUGUAGAGGGUUCUUCUGGAUAAAGUAAGAGACAUCUUGAGCCUAGUCAACACUUUUCAAAAGGCACGAAUAAUGAGAACUUGCUAUUGCUUCUCAUUUCUCAUCUGGACUUGUAUGUUUCACGAAGUACCUACUUCACCAUCCCUGAAAACGACUCACGUUUAUUUCCAAGCUGAAAGGAUAAUGGGACAUUCUAAAGACCAUGGAAAAGCACUGCAUCGGACCAAACGGGGAUGGAUGUGGAAUCAGUUUUUUUUACUGGAGGAAUAUACUGGUCCAGAUACCCAAUAUGUUGGCAAGCUACAUACUGACCAAGAUAAAGGAGAUGGAAAUUUAAAAUACAUAUUAACAGGAGAUGGGGCUGGCAGCCUAUUCAUUAUAGAUGAAAAUACAGGAGAUAUUCAUGCAGCAAAAAGGCUGGACAGAGAAGAGAAGUCUUUAUAUGUGCUACGUGCCAAGGCUAUAGACCGAAAGACUGGUAGACAAGUGGAGCCAGAAUCAGAAUUUAUCAUUAAAAUCCAUGAUAUCAAUGACAAUGAGCCUAAAUUUACUAAGGACAUUUAUACCGCCAGUGUUCCUGAAAAGUCUGCAGUUGGUACUUCUGUUAUCCAAGUGACAGCCACAGAUGCUGAUGAUGCUAACUAUGGAAACAGUGCCAAAGUGGUAUAUAGCAUCCUCCAGGGACAGCCAUAUUUCGCAGUGGAUCCAGAAACAGGCAUCAUCAAGACAGCUUUGCCGGAUAUGAGCAGAGAGAACAGAGAGCAGUACCAAGUGGUCAUCCAGGCGAAAGACAUGGGAGGCCAGAUGGGCGGAUUAUCAGGAACCACCACAGUGAACAUCACGCUGACCGACGUCAAUGACAAUCCACCUCGAUUCCCCCAGAGCACAUAUCAGUUCAGCUCCCUGGAGUCUGCGCCGCCUGGGACUGCACUCGGCCGAAUAAAAGCCAAUGACCCUGAUGUGGGUGAAAAUGCUGAGAUUGAGUACAGCAUCGCUGCUGGCGAUGGAUCGGACAUGUUUGAUAUCAUCACUGACAAGGACACACAAGAAGGGAUUAUAACUGUCAAAAAGCAACUGGAUUUUGAAAAGAAGAACCUAUAUAUCCUAAAAGUUGAAGCAACCAACUCACAUCCUGAUCCACAAUUUUUCUACUUGGGACCAUUUAAGGAUUCAGCUUUGGUCAAAGUUUAUGUGGAAGACAUAGAUGAGCCACCAGUAUUCAGCAUACCUUCAAGCCUAAUUGAAGUUGAUGAAGAUGCCAGGGAGGGAAGUAUCAUUGGGCAAGUGAUAGCUCAGGAUCCAGAUGCAGCAAGGAACAUCAUAAAAUAUUCUUUGGAUCGGCACACUGAUUUGGACAGAAUAUUUAACAUCCACUCAGGAAAUGGGUCUAUAUUUGUCUCAAAGCUGCUUGACCGAGAAGCAGCUCCAUGGCACAACCUGACAGUCAUAGCCACUGAAGUCAGCAAUCCCAAACAAAGCACCCAAGCACCCAUCUUCAUCCGUAUUUUAGAUAUAAAUGAUCACGCACCAGAAUUUGCCAAGUACUAUGAAACCUUUGUCUGUGAAAAUGCAAAAGCAGGACAGCUCAUACAAACUGUCAGUGCCAUGGACAAAGAUGAGCCACCUCGUGGGCACAAGUUUUUUUUUGAGCUGGUUCCAGAAUACACGGUCCAUCCAAACUUCUCUGUUAUUGACAACAAAGACAACACAGCAGGAAUUAUAACCAGAAGAAACGGAUACAACCGGCAUAAAAUGAGCACCUAUCUCCUGCCAGUGAUAAUAUUUGACAACGACUACCCCAUCCAAAGUAGCACCGGCACACUGACGAUCCGGGUAUGUGCCUGUGACAGCCGGGGGAACAUGCAGUCCUGCAAUGCUGAAGCUUUGCUCCUUCCAGCAGGCCUCAGCACAGGAGCACUCAUUGCCAUCCUGCUGUGCAUCAUUAUUCUGCUGGUUUUGGUUGUGCUGUUUGCAGCAAUGAAGCGGCAGAGAAAGAAAGAGCCCUUGAUCAUUUCAAAGGACGACGUCCGAGACAAUAUUGUGACCUACAAUGAUGAAGGAGGUGGGGAAGAAGAUACCCAAGCCUUUGACAUUGGCACACUGAGAAAUCCUGAAGCCAGAGAGGAGAACAAAAUGAGAAGAGAUGUCAUGCCAGAAACGAUUUUCCAGAUAAGAAGAACUGCACCUCUCUGGGAAAACAUUGAUGUGCAAGAUUUUAUCCACAGAAGGCUAAAGGAAAAUGAUUUGGAUCCAACUGCACCUCCUUAUGAUUCUUUAGCAACCUAUGCAUAUGAAGGGAAUGAUUCCAUAGCAAAUUCACUUAGCUCACUGGAAUCACUUACAACAGAUGGCGGCAACCAAGAUUAUGAUUACCUUAGUGACUGGGGGCCUCGGUUUAAAAAAUUAGCAGACAUGUAUGGUGGAGAUGACAGUGACCAAGACUGAUUCCCCCAGUCCAGCGGUUCCAGUGAAGAUAGGUUCUACAUGAACAGCAGCUUCCCCAUUCUUUUCAGUUACAAUGUCUCUGGGCAUAGAGUACCAAUACCUAUGGAGAACAUUCCUUGAAAUAAUAGAUGAUGGACUCCAGGCUAUCCUGCAUGACAGGAGCUCCAGACCAUAAAGCCCAGUAUCAUGGUCUAAGAAAGCAUCUUGUGACUUGGUCAGUGUUGAUGGAAUUCAUUCCUCUGUAACUAGAAAAAGUGGCCUACAUUCUCUUACUUGGAAAAAUACAAAAAUAGGUGUUUGUCUCAGUAAGAGUUUGCUUAAUAAGUCAACGUGAAUGAAAAUGGUUAAGAUUUUUUUUAAAAAAAUAAAAAUAAAAACUAUACUUCACCCUCUCUGCCUAAGAUGUUGGAAAGAAGAUAUUCAGCACUUAAAAGAAAAAGAUACCUAGAAAGGCUUUUUGUGCCUUUAAUAUUGAGUUGGAAAGUUUAACUUUUUCUAAAAGAACACUUUGCUUCACUUUUCCUACUACUGUUUGGAACAAUCUUAUAACAUAACCCAUCUUAUAACGUAAUCUGAGUACUCCUUAAAAAUAAGAAUGAAUAUUACUGCCAUAUUUAUUGAGUAAAAAAAAGUCUGUGU
Molecule: messenger RNA, 3406 nt
Organism: Pogona vitticeps (central bearded dragon)
Lineage: Eukaryota; Metazoa; Chordata; Lepidosauria; Squamata; Agamidae
Gene: CDH9
Product: cadherin 9
Biological process (GO): multicellular organism development; synaptic membrane adhesion; cell migration
Cellular component (GO): catenin complex; adherens junction; plasma membrane
Molecular function (GO): cadherin binding; calcium ion binding; beta-catenin binding
Source: RefSeq, a predicted model, not a curated record